UUAAAGUAUUGUCAAUUUACUUAAGUGCCCACACCGCUAUUAUCCCGUUAUCAAUUUGUUUACCAAUAAAAAUGAACGAAAGCAGUUAAAACGAGAUAAAUGUUUCAGUAUAUAACGUUAUCACCCGAUUCUCGUAGUUGACCAGCGUGUUUCAAUUCGUGUAGUUGUGUUUGUGAGUGAUUCAGUUAACGAUGACGGGCGAGUGCCAAUUGUUUUUAAGCAAGCGACUAGUUACUGAAACUAGAAUCUUCGAUGGAGGAGUUUUGGUCGACGACCGGGGAAUUAUUGUGGACAUCCUAGACCGAAAUGAAGCCGAAAAGCUGAUAGCAAGCAAGAGUAAACUUAAAGUGACAGAUGGUGGAGAGUGGGCCUUAAUAGCAGGGGUUGUCGAUUCUCAUGUGCACGUAAACGAGCCAGGCCGCACCGCCUGGGAGGGGUUCCGCACCGCCACCAAUGCAGCUGCUGCUGGAGGCAUCACUACCAUCAUCGACAUGCCUUUGAACUCAAUCCCGCCAACAACGACAUUGGAAAAUCUUAAAACUAAAGUAAAUUCAGCUACUGGACAUGUUUACGUCGAUGUUGGAUUUUGGGGUGGAGUAAUAGUUGGAAACCAGGAUUCUCUGCGAGAAUUGGUCAAGGCUGGAGUGGUGGGAUUCAAAUGCUUCCUUUGUCCUAGCGGCGUCGAUGAAUUUCCUAAUGUAGAAGCUGAAGAUUUAGAGCUAGCCUUUAACGCACUUGAGGGUACUGGAUCGGUUUUGGCAUUUCACGCUGAACUUGAUGACGAUAAUAAUUCUUGUGGUGGAAAAAAUAUUAGCGAACAAGAUCCUGAGGAAUAUAAGACGUAUCUCGAGUCUCGGCCGCCUAGAAUGGAACUAAAUGCAAUAACGCUUAUUACCAGCUUUCUAGAUAAAACAGAUGUGCGUGUUCACGUAGUUCACGUGUCUUCGGCAACUGUAGUUCCACUGUUGGAGAAAGCUCGCACCUUACGCCUCGCUAAGGGUCACCCGGCAUGGCGGGGUGGAGUCACCGCGGAGACCUGUCACCAUUACCUCACACUAAGUGCUAGCGAUGUUCCCAGAGGGCACAGCGAGUACAAGUGUGCCCCUCCGAUACGGGAUGCUGAUAAUAAGGAGAAGUUAUGGAAAUAUUUGCUAGAUGAUAAAUUGGAUUUGGUUGUAUCGGAUCAUUCACCUUGUACGCCUGAUCUUAAAUGCAGUAACACCUUAGAAGCUUGGGGCGGCAUUUCGUCGGUGCAAUUCGGUCUUUCAUUAUUUUGGACACAAGCAUCGAACAGAGGUUUGGACUUGAGAUCAAUAAGCAAAUACUUGAGCGCUGGGCCCGCUAACUUGUGCGGCUUGCAAGACCGUAAAGGAGCUCUAAAGCCAGGUCUAGACGCAGACCUCGUGUAUUUCGACCCUGAUGAAUCUUUUAUUGUUUCACCUGAUAUUAUUCGACAUAAGAACAAGCUGACGCCUUAUAUCGGAAAAGAAUUGAAGGGUGUUGUGAAGAAAACUUAUGUACGUGGCCAGUUAGUGUUUGGUGAUGGAGACAUUGUCGGUGAACCAAAGGGAAAAUUAUUAAUAAGGGACUUUAAUUAGAUAGGUUCGUCAUUGUUUUAGCCUGUUAGCACUGUCCACCGCUGGACUAACGAGUGCUAACACACCCGGUUUUGAGUCUUCCUCAUGCAGCACUUGCCGCCAGCCUGUAUAAUAUAUUAUGUCCUCUUUCCAUCUUGCUUGAAGGCGCUCCACAUACUUAUCGUAGACACGGUCACCACUCUAAGAGUAGAACUUCAGCUUUGAUUAGUGUACCUAAGUAUAAUGAAAACAAAUACCUACUUAUUAUAUUUAUUGUAAUAAAUUCUAUUAAGUAUUACCUAUCACAAAAUAAAUGAUAUGAAUACGAGUUGUUUCUUU
Messenger RNA from Maniola jurtina (meadow brown), 1916 nucleotides. Its product is annotated as allantoinase-like. Gene Ontology annotation, biological process: allantoin catabolic process; purine nucleobase catabolic process. Gene Ontology annotation, cellular component: cytoplasm. NCBI's taxonomy places the organism in Eukaryota, Metazoa, Arthropoda, Insecta, Lepidoptera, Nymphalidae. The record is from RefSeq and is a predicted model, not a curated record. The transcript has 10 exons. Bases 192 to 1598 code for a protein of 468 amino acids. Gene Ontology annotation, molecular function: allantoinase activity; cobalt ion binding; zinc ion binding.